Molecule: messenger RNA, 9778 nt
Organism: Gigantopelta aegis
Lineage: Eukaryota; Metazoa; Mollusca; Gastropoda; Neomphalida; Peltospiridae
Product: cytoskeleton-associated protein 5-like
Exons: 45
Coding region: 102-6029 (1975 amino acids)
Biological process (GO): microtubule polymerization; establishment or maintenance of microtubule cytoskeleton polarity; centrosome duplication
Cellular component (GO): microtubule plus-end; centrosome; spindle pole
Molecular function (GO): microtubule plus end polymerase activity; microtubule plus-end binding
Source: RefSeq, a predicted model, not a curated record
AGACAUUUCUAGGAGCUCUCAAAAGACUCAGGAUUAGAAUUUUUCUAAUAAUUUGUUGAUAUUUAUUGGAUUUCAUCAGUUUGACAGUGCUAGCCGUUGUAAUGGGCGAUGAUACAGAAUGGCUGAAGUUGCCAACAGAAGAAAAGUGUCAACAUAAGGUUUGGAAAGCUCGGCUUGCAGGUUAUGAAGAAGCUGUCAAGUUGUUUCGGCGUUUGGAUGACGAGAAAAGUCCAGAGUUUUCCAAGUAUGCAGGACAGAUGAAAAAGUUUGUCACGGACAGCAAUGCGAUAGCACAGGAUAAAGCGCUGGAUGCAGUUUUGGCAUUUGUAGAAAAUGCAGCUGUAGCAGGAAGAAUUGCACCAGAUGUUGUGAAUGGGUGUAUUACUAAAGUUCUUAACUCAAGCAAGCAGAAAACUAAAGACAAAGGAAUCGAAAUCAUUCUUAUGUUCGUGGAAAUAGACAAACCAGAUGUGGUCCAGGAAGAACUACUUGGUGGAUUAGAAAACAAAAACCCAAAGGUUGUAACAGCUUGUGUGCAAACAUUAACUGGUGCUCUCAGGGUUUUUGGAUCCAAAGUGAUAAAGAUCAAACCGUGUGUGAAAGUUUUACCGAAACUUUUGGAAGACAGGGACAAGAAUGUCAGAGAUGAGACAAAACAGCUGUGUAUUGAGUUGUACCGCUGGAUAGGAGCUGCUCUAAAACCUCAGAUGGCACACUUCAAACCUGUUCUUAUUCAAGAACUGGAAGCAGAAUUUGAGAAGUUACCUGGAGAUCGGCCAGUGCAGACACGUUUUAUGAGGUCACAACAAGACCUAAAGGCUAAGAUGGAGGAACAGACCAGAAUUGCUGGCGAUGGAAUCAAGGAUGAAGCUGAAGGUGCUGCAGAUGCUGCUGAGGAAGUCGACCCGUAUGACCUCAUGGAUGCUGUUGACCUCUUAUCACAGUUGCCCAAGGAUUUUUAUGAAAAAAUUGAAGCCAAGAAAUGGCAGGAACGUCGUGAAGCACUAGAUACAUUGCAGAAACUGUCGGAAUCACCUCGGCUUGAGCAAGGGGAUUAUGGCAACCUGGUUAGAGCAUUAUUAAAGGUCAUAGCAAAAGAUUCAAAUAUUUUGUUGGUGGCUAUUGGUGCUAAGUGUUUAGCUGGAAUUGCAAAGGGACUGAGGAAAAAGUUCGCUCCAUAUGCUGUGCAGAGUGUAUCUACAAUUUUGGAGAAAUUUAAAGAAAAGAAACCAGCAGUUGUGCAAGCUCUGCGGGAAGCAAUAGAUGCAAUCUUUCCCUCUAUAACCUUUGAAAUGAUUAUGGAAGAUGUACUUGCUUCUUUGGAAAACAAAAAUCCUUCUAUUCGAGCUGAAACAGCACUCUUCCUUGCUCGCUGUUUUGCAAGGUGUACUGUAUCAACCUUGCCUAAAAAACAGCUGAAGGUUUUCUGCAAUCAACUGUUAAAGACUGUGAAUGACACCACUCCUGAAGUACGAGAAGCCUCGUAUGCAGCACUUGGAACAGCUAUGAAAGUGGUCUCCGAGAAACACAUCCUUUCCUUCCUUGUUGAUGUAGACAGCAUAAAGAUGCAAAAGAUUCAAGAAAAUUGUGAAAAGGCUGUUUUACUGAAUAGCAAAGGUGAGCCAAGACAGUCUGGUGCCAGUGGUGAUGCUCGUCCAAAAGCUUCAGAGCCUAAACCAGUUGUCAGACCCUCGUCAGCAAAACCAGCUACCAAGGGUUCAAAAUCUUCCAAAGGACCUGAAAAAAAGUCUGCACCAGGAAAGAGUAAAGUAGCUAAGAAAGGAUCUGCAGUUUCAAAGGAAGAACCAAUUGAGAAUGCUUUGAGUGAUGAGACUGUUGAAGAAAAGGCAGCUGCUGCAUUUCCUGCUGACGUAUUAACGGGCCUUGGCAGCAGUAACUGGAAAGAAAGGCUGGCUGCCAUGGAAAAAAUAUCAGAGAUUGUAAAAAAUAUGAGCAGAGAAGAAAUCCUUGCUCAGGUGUUUGUGCGUACCAUCAGUAAAAAGCCUGGUCUUAAGGAUAACAACUUUCAGGUUUUGAAGCUGAAAAUUGAGUUCAUUUCAUACUUGGCAAAGAAUUCAUUAUUUUCCAAGAGAAGUGCAGAGUUCUGUUUACCGGACUUGGUGGAAAAGGUGGGAGACACGAAGAAUGGAUCAGUAGCACAAGAAGCCCUUGGUUACAUCAGCGAGGCAACUGGCUUUGACUAUGUGGGCAAAGAGGUAUUAUGUCUUGCAUUUGAAAACAAAAAUCCAAAAAUUCAGUCUGAAUCACUGAACUGGCUGUCUCAGUCAAUCAAAGAGUUUGGUUUCAAACUUAACAUCAAACAAAUGAUAGAAAACAUAAAGAAGGCACUAGGAGCCACAAACCCAGCUGUGCGGACAGCUGCAAUAAGUCUGUUGGGCACAUUGUACAUGUAUAUUGGAGAUAGCUUAAGGGUCUUUUUUGAAGAUGAAAAAGCAGCCCUUCUCCAACAAAUAGACACAGAAUUUGAGAAGGGGAAAGGUCAGAAACCACCUACUCCUACUCGUGGUUUGGUAGCUGCUGCUUCCAAUGAUGCUGGGGAGGAAGAAGUGGUGGAUGAGCCUGAAGAAGUGAACAUUCAGGAUCUGAUCCCAAGAAAUGACAUCUGUGAUAAAAUAACUGAUGAUCUCCUCAUGGAGUUCUCCGAUAAAGCAUGGAAAGUGCGUGGUGAGGCGCUACAAAAGGUCGUGGCAAUAUUAAAUGAAGCAAAGUUCAUCACACCGAACCUUGGUGAAUUACCAGCAGCUAUUAAACAAAGACUGGCAGAUGCUAAUAAAAUUCUGGUGACUACAACAAUUGGAAUCUGUCAGACUUUGGCAAAAGCACUUGGACCUCAUUGUAAGGCACACAUUCGAGUAAUUGGACCUGGUCUUAUUUCAUGCAUGGGUGACAGCAAGACCAACAUCCGAGCAUUAGCUGUGACAGGUCUGAAUUCAUGGGUGGAGCAUUCCACAUUGACACCACUUGUCGAGUGUGAAGCAAUUCAGGAAGGUCUUAAGAUGGAAAAUCCAUUUCUCAGAGCAGAACUUCUAGGAUGGUUGUGUGAAAAGUUGCCCAAUCACAAACCAUUACCAGCCGAGCUGCGGCAGUGUAUUCCCUCCGUGAUUGCAUGUCUGGAGGACAGAAACAGUGAUGUGAGGAAGAAAUCACAGGAAUCACUCGUGCCCUUUAUGAUUCAUACAGGAUAUGACUCUUUUGCAAAAGCAGCUAGCACAUUAAAGCCUGCAUCAAAGGACAAAAUCAUAGUGAUUCUUGAGAAAGCAAGAGGCAAUCUCCCAGCCAAACCGACAAAAGCACGUAAAGUUGCACCUGCUGCCACUCCUGUGGAAUCUUCACGCUUUGAUGAAUUAGAUGAAGAAAACAAACCACCUCCAGCUGCUUCCACAAAGAAGGAGAAAUCUGAGUCUAAGCCUAAAACUGCAAUUAGAGGCAAAGCUAAGGCACCUGUCUCCAGUAAAAAGAAGGAAGAAGAGGACACUAGUGCACCCAUAACGGUUGUUGUUUCUAAAGAACAGCGUUUUAAAGAUGAAAAGAAUAUGAAGGUCCUAAAAUGGAACUUUAUUGAGAUUCGUCCUGAGUAUGUUGAUCAGCUGAAGCUACAGAUGGAGAAGAACUUUAGCAAGUCGUUUAUGGACCAGUUGUUUCAUGCAGACUUCAAAUGCCACACAAAAGCUAUACAGUUACUUAUUAAGUGUCUUGAGACUAACAGCAAUCAAGUUAUAGAAAAUAUGGAUGUCAUUUUGAAAUGGCUGACAAUUCGGUUCUAUGAUACGAACCCAAGCAUGCUGAACAAAGCCCUAGAGUUUUUGCAGCUACUGUUCAGUACAGUUGCUGAGGAAGAUUAUCACAUGCAUGAUAUAGAAGCAUCAUCAUUUCUUCCAUACCUCAUUCUGAAGGUUGGUGACUCGAAGGACACUGUCAGACGGGAAGUUCGUAAGAUCUUCAAGCUAAUUUACAAAAGUUUUCCAGCCAGUAAAAUGUUCUGUUUUUUUAUUGAUGGUUUGAAGUCGAAGAAUUCCAAACAAAGAGCAGAAUGUCUUGAUGAACUGGGCUUUCUGAUAGAAUUGUAUGGUAUUACAAUAUGUCAACCUUCGCCUGCACAAGCACUGAAGAUAAUAGCUCAACAAAUUGGCGACCGUGACAAUUCUGUCAGAAAUGCAGCCCUCAACACUAUUGUCACAGCAUACCUCAUACUAGGAGAAAGUACCUAUAAGUAUAUUGGUACUUUGAAUGACAAGGAACAAAGUCUCCUAGAUGAAAGAAUAAAGCGAUCAGCGAAGAAUAAACCUAGUGCCAAGAUUAUUGUGGAUGAACGUCCAAAAACUACUCCCCUGUCUCAGAGGACGAUGUCUCAACCAAAUAUUCACCAGGCAGGACAGAGCUUUAAGAAAUCUGCCUCCGCUGCCACCAUGGAAAAGCCGUCUGUAUUUGAAGUUCAGCUGGAACCAGACUCAUCUUACGGAAUGCCCAACCUUCUGCAGCUGGAUGUUGACGAGCUCUAUGAUCCUGUAGAGAUGCCACAGAUUAGUGCUCACCCAUCGGCCACUAUGAAACUGGUAGAUUCCAAGGAUGCAUCUGCUACGAUUGGCUUUGUACUUUCACAGAUUACCAGUUCGGAUAUCAACAUGUGCAUUCAAGCUCUGACACAAAUUGAUGAGGUUCUAAAGAAUGAGGAACGAGCAGAGAUCAUGACAAAUCACAUGGACCAGUUAUUAAUGAUGCUUGCUAUGCAGUUCAAACUUGUUUACUCUACAUUCAUGGGUGAUCCCUUGACUAACAAGGAUGACAUCAUCAAACUGUACAAGUGUUUAUUAGGAACUCUUCUUGCAGCUUUAAAUAUUCCAUCCCUAGCAAAAGCUGCAUCGAAGGAUAUCCUGAAGGAUGUGUUACACUCUCUGAUUACUAUGAUACUUGACAAUCGUCUGGAAGAGUUUGAAGAAGGACCACAAGUGAUUCGCUCUGUUAAUGUCACGGUGGUCACUGUUAUAGAAAAGUCGGACCACACCAAUGUUAUGAGUGCACUCAUUCGACUGUUGCAAGAUUGUGUAAACAACGAAACAUGUUCAAACAAGUUUCUUGAACUUGUUAUGAAGUGCUUGUGGAAAAUGAUGAGACUUCUUCCUGACAUUGUGAACACAUUGAAUCUGGACCACAUCCUCAUGGAUUGUAACUCAUUCCUGCUGAUGUAUCCAUCUUCCAGAAAUAAGGGUUCCGAUCUUACCAUCAGGACCAUGAACACUAUUUUACAUUCCUUAGCAAAAUUAAAAGGAAACAAGAUUUUAAAUCACACAGGCUUAGUAGGGGAAAACUCAAAAGUUGAGGCACAUUUGAAGAAAAUCCUGAACUCCAAUAAAACUGAUGAUUUCUCUACAAAUCAACCUACAUCAAAGCCAAAAAGAUUAUCGAAAAGUUCUCAUGAUAUGUUGGCUGAAAUCUUCAAGAAGGUUGGUUCAAAGGACAACACAAAGGAGGGUUUGAAUGAACUGUAUGAUUUCAAGAAAAAGUAUCCAGAUGCUGAUAUUGAACCGUUUUUGAAGAAAUCAUCACAGUUCUUUCAAACAUACAUUGAACGUGGUCUGAAGAAAAUAGAAAUGGAGCGAGAGGGUUCAUCUGAAGUUUCUUCAGAAAAUACAGGUUCAAGCUUUCCACAUAUUUCAGUGAGUUCAACUGGAGUGGUAGACAGUACUGUGCUGUGUCCAUCUGCCUACAUCGAAAAAUUACGAAAAAUUCGAGAAGGCAUUAGUCUAGGAAAUGAACAGCCAUGCCAAGAAGAUAAUUCUAGCAUAAACAAAACAUUGACAUCUGCCGAUUCAACAGACAAUAGUGAAAAAGUUGUUCCAGGAACUGAACAGCUGGUUGAAGGCAUGGCACCAGAAGAAGACGAGGAGAAAGAGAAGGAAUGUGUGGAAACUUGCACUGCCGAGCCAGGAAACACAAAAGCUAGUUUAGCAACAGACUUCUCAAACUUAAAGAUGAGACUGGCAAGAGUAAAGAAACUGUCCAAGACGUAACAGCUCACUGGCAUGUUAGUGAAUGCAUCUGGUGUUUACAUGCAACCUUCUGAGGGAAAACACUUCCAAUACCCUUUAGGCCUAGGAUUUUAUCACAAGGCAAAAAUGGGGAACAACAGAUUUGUUAUGCAAAUUCAGUGUUAUCCAAAUUUAUGUGCCUCAGUCUUCAAUACUCUUCACCGGUUCAGUUGAAGAAAGGGAGAUUUUAGAAAAAUGUAAUGUGGUGGUUUGUGCCUGUAAAUGAUGACCUAGAUGAAAUGUGAUAUUCACAAAUACACAAAUGUUCAUCUACGCAUCUGCAUGUAGCUUAAAUGUGCAAAUGGGUAUUUUCAUGAUAGGGAAAAUCAUGAAAAACAAGCAACGGCAAACACUGAAUGAUAUAUAACUCAACUGAUUUAGUUAAUAAUGACAUUUUCUGCAUUUUUCAGCACUAACAAUCUGUAAAUCUUCAGACAUACAUGUUUACUCUAUGACACGCUACAAUCUAUUUUUCAUAGAAACAAAGCAAAAACUUCUCCACCUCAUUAACUUGGAAAACAAAUUGGCAUAUUUACAUAACAUUGGUCAUGAAAACUGGAAUUGAAUUAUGGUUUAAAAUUUUCUCGGCAUAAAAAAACCCUGUGCUUUCAGUGUUCUGCUACUAUAGGACUUGAUUCAUAAGACUAACAUACUGUCUUUAGAAGAUGAGCCUGUGAAUUUUUAAUGGCCAUUGUAACAUGGAUGAAAUUAUAAAUGACUCAUGAUCUUAAAUUGAUGACUAAUCAAUUAAUUUGUAAGCAGGGGCCAUUAAAAAUGUGGUUUAUUAUAGUGAUCUCCCUCUCUCUCUAAAAAAAAUUAUUGAGGUUAUUACCGAUGUGUGUUUCAGUAUCGUUAGUAUCAUAUCUUAGAAAUAAAAAUUAUAUUAUGGUCGCAUAAUAUAUUAUUUUCAUUCCUAAUAUAUGAUAUUGACAAUACCGGAACACACGGGUAAUAAUCUUUUCAUCAUAAUAUAAUCUCAAACUUGAUACACUGUAUACGCAAUUUUAAUUCCAGUCAGCCAUUACUCUAUAUUCAAAUGACAUAGAUAUUUGACGCGGUUUCUUUUUGAAUGGAAAUGGCAUCAAACUUGAAUCAUUAUUUUGAGUAUCCUUUCUUAAAAAUAAACUUAGGUAUAGUACUUAACUUUUUUUUUUUUCAGAACACUGAACAACUUUCAAUGUAAAGUUGCUAUUGAAAUGUUUUUGUUUUAAUUUCAUCACAGGAGCUUCUUGUUUUUUUGAUCGUCCACCUAAAAAUCUGGUGAUUUGAACAACAGCUGAUAUAAGCUCAGCUGGCCCUAGUAUUUCAUACAUCUUUGGAUUAUUACUAUUAUUAAUAGUACUUUAAGUUGGGAUCUUUUAUAUUUAUGUUCUGCAAGUAUCGUAAUAUUUUUUUGUGAUUGUAAAUGAACACUACAACCUACAUUAAAGUCGAUGUGCAGCGUCAUGUGUGGAUGAAUAGUUAGUUUAUUUUGUAAUUAUUUGUAAUUAACUCAUUGGCACAAAUUACACAUAUUAGAUUUAUUUGACAAUAUGUUACGUGUAUUUACAAUGUUCGAUAAUGAAAAUAAACAGGUGUUUAAAAAUAACGGGGCACUUAUUUACGCUAUUUUGACACACUGUUUACAUUGAUAAAAUAAAUAUUCAGAAAAAAUCUACAUUUACUCAGAGAAAUACAGAUUGACUAUCUUUAUCUUAGGGAAUACCAGGAAUCCUACUUGGUCACAGGGAAAUGAAUUGUUUAAACAAAAGGGCAUCAUACAAUCCAACAUUAUAUUAUGCAGCAUGACUGAAUGACCGACAUCUUUGGUCAGACUUGUACUUUUUACCGAUAACAGGGUUGUGGUGUUGGAAACACCAACCUGGUAGUUAAGAUGUAGAUAAAUUAUAUUUUUUCUAAAAUAUUAGUGGCAUGGGAUUUCAACGAUAAUAAAUUAUUUACAGCGACAGAAGUUAGGGUCAGUCUCACAAAUGCAUCACUUGUUCCUAAAUUUAUUAAGAGUUUUUCAUUUAGGGAGAAGAGAUGAAUUUUUGAAAGUCCUGUAAGUUUAUAUGUGCGUUACAAAUGUUUAUGCUCAUCUCAAUUAUCCUAAAAUACAAUAAUUGUAUUGACAGCUAUCCAUUUUAUCUAUUGUGACAGGGUGACCAAAAUGAUUGUAAAUAGUUUUAGUAGUGUUAUUUUAUUUUAUUUUAUGUUAUUCUUUAAUCUGUCAAAAUUAAUGUCCACGGUGGGACACUGGGACAUUAACAUUUUGGCUUUAUAGGCUAAUUAGUAAAUAUAUUUUCUUCUUUUUUUAAAUUUAAAUUAAAAAAAUGUAUGGAUGUUUUAAAAAAGAAGUUCAUAGUGUCAUCUUGUUUCAAGUAAACACAUAUUUCACAAUAAAAAUAUAUCCAUUGUAUAGCUCAUAUUUAACUGUUCUUGACACUUACAAAACAAGACUUGCUCAUGUCACUUUGCAUAGCCCUAAAAUACAUUUGUAGUAAUAAGAAUCAGGUCUUUGACAAUAUAACUAAAACACUGUAACUAUGUUAGUGUUACAUUGCCAUUGACAGUGUUUGAACAUUUAUUAACACAGUGUUUUCUGAAGUUGAUAUUUAUUUUUUUGUAAAUUUAAAUUGCCAGAACCGACAACACUUUUACAUGGGGGGGGGGGGGGGGGGGGGUGUACAGCUUAAAUCACAUUAUACUGAUACAUACAUUGUUCAAUUGGUGCUAUUCAAAACAUGUUUUUGUCAAUGUGCAUCUUAUACUCAACAUGUUUCCCAUGGAACACUAUAAUCGCUUGCCUAGAGCUUAUGAAGUUAAUUUUUUUAUCACUCGCCUGAUAUUUUCAAACAUGAAGGACUGAUGCAUACAUCAAUUACCUGGUAUAGAGUUUCACCAUACAUGUAGUAUGUUUCCUUAAAUGUCUAUAAAUGUAGUGCCGUGACCUGAUUUUAGUUACUUCUGUUGACAUAAACAAUGUGAUUGACAUUAUAAACAUAUGUGUUUGAGACUUUAGUGUGACAGAAUUCAUUUUCUCAGAGACGUUGAAGCAGGAAAAGGUGAUUUUAAUGUAUCAGUGACAAUUAAAACUGGAAAUAUUUAGAUGUGGCUUGUCAAAGCAGAUGACGUAUCAUGAAAAAAGUUGGCACUGCUAAUUCCUAUUAAUUGUAUAUUUUAAAUUUGUCAUUGGUAGUUAAAUAGGAAAAUAUUGGAAGCAAUUAGAAUGGGGAAUCAUGUCGAAUAAUUUGUAUUAUGGAAUUGUAUAUCCAGUAACUGCAUGAAUUAUUUUGAUGUCAGUAAUACACUGGUGGCACCUAAGUAUGCGUACCUAAGCAUUUGUGUUAUAUUUUAAAGUUAAAAUCUUUCUUUAAAAAUAUUUGUUUCACCGCCACAGUACAAUGGAACAAUAAACAUGUUACUACUGAAAGUUAUUUUAAUUUUAAUUUUUUUUUUUUAAUGAGCACAUUUUUAGAACCUUAGUGGUUUGCAACAGUAAUUAAAAUUGCAUAAUAUAUGCUAAAGUAAACAACUUUAAAGAUUGUGACUGCCAAUUCUUGUCUUAUUGCAGCAAGCACUUACAUGUAAUUUCUUGAUGUGCUAAGUAAGUGUUGCAUUUAAUAUAGUAUCUACUAAAACAGUGUUGUUUUUAGAUAGUAAGGAGCUGAUUGUGUCCAUUUUGAGUUAUGCAUCUGUCAGUUUUGGUAACGUGGAUCACAAUUUUGUGACAAUAAAAUUUCAUUCCUUCA